AUGGCCCAGCGAGGGCCCUACGCAGACCCCUGUCUGCCAGAGCAGCAAACAGUGCUGCCCAGGAGAGGUUUACCUUGUCCCACAACACAGCAGAAGACACAAAAUCUCCAGGACUCACAGCCACAACCCUGCCCCGACAGCGCAGCAGCUCCGGGGCCCCUGCUGCUCCUGCGCACCCCGUACACCCUAACUCUGGGGCGCUCACCGGCCCACCCCUCCCCCUCUCUGCCUGGCUCCUACGCCAUCGCCCUCCUAGCAGCUAGCAGCGCCGGCCGGGCCUCACGCCCGCCCAACCCUACCCCCAACCUGCCCCAGAAGAAGAGCGGGACCUUCGGCGGCAGAAUUAACCUUUCAAAAGGGGACUCCGGCUCCGGCUCCGGCCCCCCCAGCGCCCGGCCCCGGCCCGGCCCCGCAGCCGCCGCCGCCGCUGACAUCAUCGUCUCCCCCCCCCCCCCGGUCCUACCCCCACCCCCACCCCCGGAAACAGGCCCCCCCAGCGUCGCCGCCGCCGCGGAGAGAAGCACUGCCACCAAGGGUCUGCUUGUAGCCCUGCUGGGUGGGCGCCCACCCGACAGCUUCAUGGGCCCCUUCUCCCAGCUGGUUUACCAGACUUCCCACUUAUCCUUGCUGAAGUUGCUCAUCUGUUAAUGCCUCUUGCACCUCCCCAUUGCCUCACUGCUUCAACUGCAUGGUGACUUACUGUUGGAACCUUUGGAUGUCCAGGAUUGGGCCUGCCUCCAUGGCCUCUUUACUGUCUUCAGCAUUGAAUGUGCCUAUGGUGCAGUUCAGGUGAUGCCUGCUGGCAAUGCUGCCAUUUUCAAAGGUUCUUCCACCAUCUGCUCUGCUCUCCUUGCCCUCUGUCUCAAGGGCCGUCUCAGUCACUAAGACUGGUGUGGCCUGUUGAGCAGAGCUAUGGGACUAAUCAUCAUCAUGGAACCUAGACUAGGGACACUACAGAAGGAGACCAAGGGCCUCUACACUGCCCAGGGCUACGCGCUCACUUUUCCUGAUGGCCAGACAUUGCUCUUGCUUCUGGUAUAUCUUUCCUUGGAUCUCCCCUGCCUACUAACAGUGGCUUUCCGGUUUGGCUUGGUGGGGCUGGUGGGCUCUAUACCAAGCUUCUUUCUGCUGCAGAUCCCCAUGCUGCCCAAUGAUCCUCUGAGUUGGAGCUGUGUGGGGGGUGGUGAUCUAGCUCUCGUCUCCUUUGUGUGUUAUGUGGUCACCAAGGGCCAUCUUGUUUUGGGGUGUGUCAUCCUGCACUCUGAGGUGGUGGUGGCAGCCCUGAUGCUGUAGAAUUAUGUGCUCCCUGAGACUGUGUGACCUUGUGACAUUAUCAGGGCAGUGGUUGUAUUGGGCAACGUUGCCAUCAUCACCACCCACAACCUCAGUUAUGAGAGGGAAGGGCAGGUGGAGGAGUGA
Artibeus jamaicensis (Jamaican fruit-eating bat) is the source of this 1419-nucleotide messenger RNA. It is a transcript of the gene SLC35G6, whose product is annotated as solute carrier family 35 member G6. NCBI's taxonomy places the organism in Eukaryota, Metazoa, Chordata, Mammalia, Chiroptera, Phyllostomidae. The record is from RefSeq and is a predicted model, not a curated record.